Molecule: messenger RNA, 1717 nt
Organism: Gamsiella multidivaricata
Lineage: Eukaryota; Fungi; Mortierellomycota; Mortierellomycetes; Mortierellales; Mortierellaceae
Exons: 3
Coding region: 144-1433 (429 amino acids)
Source: RefSeq, a predicted model, not a curated record
UCUACUUUUUCUGUGCCUUUAUUUCAUCAUCUGACAACUGCGAAACGCGUCCUAGGUAUCAACAACCAUUGCUCGAAGUAGAGGUAAACAGCAAGCAAAAGGGAUUUACAAAAGCUCGACGCCAGGAAGCAUUCAGACAGGCCAUGCUGGAGGCGUCCUCGAUUCGAUCACGAAAGCACUCUUCCUCGUCUAUGGAUCUCAAGAGCAGCAACACCGGCACUUUCGCCAAAGAGAAGACUGGAUCCUCGAUGGCGAAUGAUUCAGGGACGUCCUUGUCGGGCCCAUUCGAAAAAAUGAGCGAGUCAUUCCUACAGGCAGCUGGAUCUGGAAAACGCCAGGAACAUGACGGUCAAGAUGAUGUGGAGAUAAAAGGGGCCUCGCCACCUAGGACACAAAGAGUUCGGCCACCAAUUUCAGAAAAGCAGCCUGGGUCCAAGACCUAUCGAGGGACAUUGAGCGCGGAGGACUUGGGCGGCGGUCUCUUGGAUGACGUUACGGAGGAUACGGAUGUGAUCCGUGAACCUGAAGGAAUAUUUGAAGGACAAGGUGGCGCUGAAGGUAAUGAAGAGGAUGGUGGAUAUGAGAAACAUAAAAAGCAGCGCAACUUGAUGGAGGCGCCGGAUAGUGAAAACAAUGGCCACGGGGACUCGUCUUGCACUCAUGUGGAUGAAGCGGAAGCCCAGCACCCAAGAGAUCACGAUGGCGACGAUGGCGAUGUUGCGAUGGUCGACCAGGAAGACGAUGACGAUGAGAAGAGAGAAGAAGAGGCUACGCCAGUAGCGCACACGGACGACGAGAGUGAACUACCAGAGGACGAAGGGUCGCAUGUAGAGGAUGAAGAUGCGGACGCGGAGGAGGAUGAAGAGGAUGAAGUGGACGAAGAAGAUGAAGAGGACGAGGGGGUGCAGCCGUCAAAGCUGGAGGCCAAGAAGGCCACCUCGUUGUAUUCACAGAAACCAACAUUGAACCGGCCGGCACAAGUAAUCGAAGAGGACGUGAAGGAUAGCGGUGACGAGAAGGACAGUGACGAUGAACUUUCGGAUCCGGUAGAUACAGAUGAUUCAGACUCGGAUGAAGAAAUGGCGGAUCGGUCAAGCAAGGCUCAGAUCAGCGCAGCCGCGUUUUCUGGAAUGGCCGCGGUCUCAUCCUCUCGACCGGCUCUAGGAGGGCGCAAGAGAUCGUUGCGGGGGGCGAGCCGUAAUACGACCCAGCAUGAGGACAGUGCAGGAUUAGAAGCAGACAACCAUAAGGACACUAAGGACCAGCGGUGGGACAAAGGGUCUGAAUCAGAGACCUUGGAAGAAAAUGGAGUGGAGGAAGAAAAUGCGGUGGAGGAAGAAACAGUUGAGGGUGGAGACGAUGUUGAGGAUGAAGGUAAGAACGAAUGCCUUCGUUGGCUCUUGUUGUUAUCGCUUUUGAAUCUGAGGAGUUAGACUGAGAUGGUCUCUUGAUUUUUUGAUAGACCAUGAAAAUGGGCAGCUGCACAGCGAUGCGCUGAUGGCUCUGACAGCAAUCGAAGAAGAAUUCGCCACCCUUCGCGACAAGUAAGGGCAAACAUGCUCAAUGGAAAUGCCGUUGAAGGUGCUUGGCAUCCAUGAAGAGCAGUAACUAACGAAUCACUCUUGCUUACUUCUGUUCCUAGAAUGUACAACGAGAGAAUGUUGGAGCUGGAUAGGGAAGUGGAGAUGAUCAAUGAUGGUAAGAGAGUUGAGUUAAC